AUGGAUGACCUCGAGAACCUCGAGCUGCUCUCCCUGGUGUCCAAGGUCACCUCGGAACUGCAAAACCAUCUGGGCAUCUCCGAAAAGACCCUCGCCGAAUUCGUGAUCGCGCAACGGCUAGAAUGUGGCGGCUUGGCCGAGUUCAAGAAGAAGCUGGCCGGGGUGGGCGCUGACUUCCCACCCAGCUUGGUGGAGAGUGUCGAUCGGCUGGUCCUUGCGAUGCAUCCCAAGUUCCGGGGCCAGGCCCAACAGAAUGGCAAUAGCGACCAACGCGCUGGGAGGUCGGUCGAGGAGAAAACCCAGGUCUUCCGUGGCCUGGCAGUACCCGACAAGGAGGUCGAAUACGAGGACGGCAUGAUGGAUGGCAAGGAAACGGACGCGAUCGACGAUACUCUGGCCAUGCUGGAGAACCUCGAGGGCAAGGCCAGGACCGAGAAAGCAUCGCGCAAGCGCAGCCGCAGCCCGCUCGACGACCAGGACGAAUUCGGUCGCCGACGCAAGGACCGGUACAGGUCAAGAUCCCGAUCCCUCUCGAGGGGAAGGCGCAAUGAUCGAUAUGGCGACGAUGAUUACGAGUCAUCUCGCAACCCGCGUAAGGAGCGGCGACGGCGCAAGGACAGGGACGACGACAACUAUGACGACAGGUUCUCGAGGCGGCCGGACCCCGAGUUGGAUGACGAACCAAAGCUUUACAAGGUCUACGAGGGUCAUGUCACUGGAAUCAAGGACUUUGGCGCCUUUGUCAAUCUCCAUGGAGUCAAAGGCAAAGUCGACGGUCUGGUGCACGUGUCUGCGCUCGUUGACGGCCAGCGCGUCAAUCAUCCCUCGGAUCUGCUCUCCAGAGGCCAGGAAGUCAAGGUCAAGGUCACCAAAAUUGAAGGGAACAGGAUAGGUCUAUCCAUGAAGGAGGUGGACCAAGAGACCGGUAUGGAUCUUGCGCCCCAGGCCAGGAUACAGUCUGGCGCAAAUAUGGAGGCUCUAGGCGGUGGCCGAAAUGGCCAUGGUAACCUGGUCGAGGACAAGCCCGUCGCCUUUACCAACACCUUACCCCCCAAACGGCACCAGAAGAAAAGGAUGACAUCUCCGGAACGGUGGGAGAUUCGGCAGCUGAUCGCCUCUGGAGUCGCCAAGGCCUCCGACUAUCCCGACCUCGAAGACGAGUACAACUCGACCUUGACGGGCGAGGGACAGAUGGAGCUUGAGGAGGAUGUCGAUAUCGAGAUCAGAGAGGAGGAACCGCCUUUCCUGGCAGGUCAGACCAAGCAGUCCCUCGAACUAUCCCCCAUCAGGGUAGUCAAGGCCCCCGACGGAUCGUUGAACAGGGCCGCCAUGUCUGGCACUUCGCUAGCGAAAGAGAGGAGGGAAAUAAGGCAACAAGAGGCUGAGGCCGAGGCGAAGGAGAGGGAGGACCAGAACAAGGUGAACCUGUCGGCGCAGUGGAAUGAUCCCAUGGCGGACCCCGAAAAACGCAAGUUCGCAAGCGAGUUCAGGAACGCCCAGGCACACGCCAAGACUGACGCCGUACCCGAGUGGAAGAAAGUCAUCCAGUCCAAGGAUCAGUCCUUCGGAAAACGCACCAACAUGACCAUCAAGCAGCAGCGGGAGUCGCUCCCAGUGUAUGCCUUCAGAAGCCAGCUCAUCAGCGCUGUCAAGGAUAAUCAGAUUCUGAUCGUGGUCGGUGAGACGGGCUCCGGCAAAACCACACAGCUCACCCAAUAUCUGGCCGAGGCCGGCUUUGCCAACGACGGCAUCAUCGGCUGCACCCAGCCCCGUCGUGUGGCAGCCAUGUCGGUGGCCAAGCGUGUCGCGGAAGAGGUCGGCUGCCAACUGGGCCAAGAAGUCGGAUACACGAUUCGUUUCGAGGACUGUACUAGCCCGGCUACCAAAAUCAAGUACAUGACGGAUGGUAUGCUUCAGCGUGAGAUUCUCAUGGACGCAGACAUGCGGCGGUACUCUGUCAUUAUGCUCGACGAGGCCCACGAACGCACCAUCGCCACCGAUGUUCUCUUCGCCCUUCUUAAAAAGGCCCUGAAACGUCGCCCUGACCUCAAGGUCAUUGUCACCUCAGCAACACUGGAUGCUGACAAGUUUUCGGCAUACUUCAACGAAUGUCCUAUCUUUACCAUUCCCGGCCGAACUUUCCCGGUUGAGAUUCUUUACUCUCGAGAGCCCGAGUCCGAUUACCUGGAUGCUGCUCUUGUUACCGUCAUGCAGAUCCAUCUUACGGAACCCAUGGGCGACAUUCUGCUCUUCCUCACAGGCCAGGAAGAGAUUGACACAGCCUGCGAAAUCCUGUUUGAGCGGAUGAAAGCCUUGGGUCCCAACGUUCCCGAGCUGCUCAUUCUCCCCGUCUACUCUGCGCUACCCAACGAGAUGCAGAGCAGGAUCUUCGAGCCCGCACCUCCCGGCAGUCGCAAGGUCGUCAUUGCCACCAACAUUGCCGAGACCUCCAUUACCAUUGAUCACAUUUACUACGUCGUCGACCCGGGGUUCGUGAAGCAAAACGCCUACGACCCGAAGCUGGGCAUGGACUCUCUGGUUGUUACGCCCAUCUCGCAAGCUCAAGCAAACCAAAGAGCUGGUCGAGCAGGGCGUACCGGUCCUGGCAAGUGCUUCAGGCUUUACACCGAGGCAGCUUAUCAGUCCGAGAUGCUGCCAACCACCAUCCCCGAAAUCCAACGCCAGAACUUGUCCAACACCAUUCUCAUGCUGAAGGCGAUGGGCAUCAACGACCUUCUGCACUUCGACUUCAUGGACCCACCUCCCAUCAACACCAUGCUUACAGCAUUGGAAGAGCUCUAUGCCCUGUCCGCUCUGGAUGACGAGGGCCUCCUUACGCGCCUGGGCCGCAAGAUGGCCGACUUCCCCAUGGAGCCCUCUCUCGCAAAGGUGCUCAUCGCCGCCGUCGACAUUGGUUGUUCAGACGAGAUGCUGAGCAUCGUCGCCAUGCUCAACCUGCCCAACGUCUUCUACCGCCCGAAGGAGAAGCAGUCGCAGGCGGACCAGAAGAAGGCCAAGUUCCACGACCCCUCGGGCGACCACCUGACGAUGCUCAACGUGUACAACUCGUGGAAGCAGUCGCGCUACUCGAAGCCGUGGUGCGCCGAGAACUUUAUCCAGUUCCGCUCCAUGACCCGGGCCAAGGACGUGCGGCAGCAGCUCGAGAAGAUCAUGCAGCGGUACAAGCACCCCGUCGUGUCGUGCGGCAGCAACACCAACAAGGUGCGGCAGGCGCUCUGCUCGGGCUUCUUCCGCAACUCGGCGCGCAAGGACCCGCAGGAGGGGUACAAGACGCUCAUCGAGGGCACGCCCGUCUACCUGCACCCGAGCUCGGCGCUGUUCGGCAAGCAGGCCGAGUGGGUCAUCUACCACACGCUCGUGCUGACGACCAAGGAGUACAUGCACUGCACGACCAACAUCGAGCCCAAGUGGCUCGUCGAGGCGGCGCCGACCUUCUUCAAGGUGGCCGCCUCGGACAAGCUGAGCAAGCGCAAGAAGGCCGAGCGGAUACAGCCGCUGUACAACAAGUUCCAGGGCCCGGACGACUGGAGGCUCAGCGCCCAGAGGAGGGCGGGCAGGUCCGGGGGCGGCGGUGGUACAUGGGGUUGA
This is a messenger RNA of Thyridium curvatum, 3609 nucleotides long. RefSeq lists its product as uncharacterized. Gene Ontology annotation, biological process: spliceosomal complex disassembly. Bases 1 to 3609 code for a protein of 1202 amino acids. Gene Ontology annotation, cellular component: intracellular anatomical structure; catalytic step 2 spliceosome. The record is from RefSeq and is a predicted model, not a curated record. NCBI's taxonomy places the organism in Eukaryota, Fungi, Ascomycota, Sordariomycetes, Thyridiales, Thyridiaceae. The transcript has a single exon. Gene Ontology annotation, molecular function: ATP hydrolysis activity; RNA binding.